This is a messenger RNA of Helobdella robusta, 177 nucleotides long. RefSeq lists its product as hypothetical. Bases 1 to 177 code for a protein of 58 amino acids. NCBI's taxonomy places the organism in Eukaryota, Metazoa, Annelida, Clitellata, Rhynchobdellida, Glossiphoniidae. The record is from RefSeq and is a predicted model, not a curated record. The transcript has a single exon.
AUGAAGUCUACGGAGUUUGAUGAGAUAAAGAGGAAGCUGGCAUCCAGGAUCAUCGAACUGGAGCAGCAGCUGGAGAACGUCCUAUCCAGGUGCAUCGGCCUGGAGAAGGUUAAGAAUCGCCUGCAAAGUGAGGUGGAGAAGUUGACCUCUGAACUGGAAUCGGUACGGUAUUGGUGA